This is a messenger RNA of Trifolium pratense (red clover), 1647 nucleotides long. RefSeq names its product F-box/LRR-repeat protein 2-like. The transcript has a single exon. NCBI's taxonomy places the organism in Eukaryota, Viridiplantae, Streptophyta, Magnoliopsida, Fabales, Fabaceae. The record is from RefSeq and is a predicted model, not a curated record. Gene Ontology annotation, biological process: SCF-dependent proteasomal ubiquitin-dependent protein catabolic process. The coding region runs from base 1 to 1647 and encodes 548 amino acids. Gene Ontology annotation, cellular component: SCF ubiquitin ligase complex.
AUGGUUGCAUCAUAUUUACCUAAUGAUAUUUGGGAAACCAUCUUCAACCUCAACAUCAAUGAUAACGACGAUGACAACCGUCGCUACUUGAAUUCUUUAUCUCUCGUCUCGAAACAGUUUCUCUCCAUCACCAACCGUUUCAUAUUCUCACUUACUGUCUACGAUGGAUCAACAAGCUUCCUUGGCCUCUUGAAAAGAUUCACCAACCUCAACUCCCUCGCACUCGCCACCUCCUUCUACUUUAACACUGAAGUUGAUAAGAUUCUCAUCAAAAUAUCUUGUUUCCCAUUGAAACUCACCUCCCUAAGUCUCCCUCACUAUUGUACCAUUCCCGCAGAUGGGUUGCGAUCUUUUUCACAAAAUAUUACAACUCUGACCUCUCUCACUUGUUACCAAAUUCGUUAUCUUAAUACCUCUGAUUUAUUUCUCAUUGCUGAAUGUUUUCCUUUACUCCAAGAACUCGACUUCAGUUAUCCCUCUGACUCGGGUUACAAAAAUUACAGUAGCUACGAAGAUGGGGUAAAGGCUAUUUCACUUGCACUUAUCAAACUCCGCAAGGUUAAUCUUUCUGGAUUUCCCAUAAACAACCAAUCGCUUUUCCACUUAUUUAACAAUUGUAAGUAUCUUGAAGAGGUCAUCAUGUUUGACUGUGAUGAAAUAACCAAUGAAGGAAUUGCUUCUGCUCUCCGUGAGAGACCAGGAUUGAGGUCUCUAUCGUUUUCUGCUACUUCUUCCAAUCCGGAAUACAGAGAAAUGUUUGCUACCUCACAUUUGAUUGACUCAUUGGUGAGUUUGAAGAGUUUGACUUGUCUUGCUUUGCACAAUUUGAAUAUCUCAGAUGAGUUGCUCAACUCUAUUGCAAGGGAAGGUCUUCCUUUGAUGAGUCUUGACCUCCAAUCUUGCACUGACUAUAGUUUUAAUGGAAUCUUUUAUUUGUUAUCCAAGUGUCAACAUAUCCAACAUUUGGGUCUUGAAAGUGCUUAUUUUUUGGAAGAUCAACAUGUUGUCCAACUAUCUUCGUUGCUUCGUGAUUUGGUGUCUAUAAACCUUACUUGUUGUCAGCUCACAAAAUCAGCAUUGUUUACACUCGCUAAUAACUGUCCUUCACUUAGUGAGAUCAACAUGGAAAUGACCGGGGAAAACGUUGUAGGGAACUCUGAUUCUUUGGGGAAGUUGUGUGUAUACCCUCAAUUAAAGGCUCUCUAUUUGGGUAAGACUUCAUGGUUAAGUGAUGAAAGCAUCAUAAUGUUUGCUUCCAUUUUCCCCAAUUUAGAGCUGCUUGAUUUGAAUUUGUGCAAUGACAUAUCUGAAGGUAUUUGUGAAGUUUUAAGGAAAUGUUAUAAGCUUAGACAUUUGAACUUAGCCUACUGUCCAAGAGUGAAGCUACAUGGAUUGAACUUUGUAGUUCCCAAGCUGGAAGUGUUGGACUUGUCAAAUACAAAGGUUGAUGAUGAAACACUUUAUGUGAUCUCAAAGAAUUGUCCUGGCCUUUUGCAACUAUUACUUGAACAUUGCAAUGAUGUCACAGAGAAGGGAGUAAAACAUUUGGCAGAAAACUGCACACAACUGAGAAAGAUUAAAAUAGGAAACUCUUCCCACGUCAAAGAUGCCUUAUUCUUUACUGAUAUUCGGAAAGUACUAUGCUGA